This is a messenger RNA of Necator americanus (New World hookworm), 1974 nucleotides long. RefSeq lists its product as uncharacterized. The coding region runs from base 1 to 1974 and encodes 657 amino acids. Gene Ontology annotation, molecular function: RNA polymerase II transcription regulatory region sequence-specific DNA binding; DNA-binding transcription factor activity, RNA polymerase II-specific. Lineage: Eukaryota; Metazoa; Nematoda; Chromadorea; Rhabditida; Ancylostomatidae. The transcript is spliced from 17 exons. Gene Ontology annotation, cellular component: nucleus. The record is from RefSeq and is a predicted model, not a curated record. Gene Ontology annotation, biological process: regulation of transcription by RNA polymerase II.
AUGAUGCCAAGGAAACGAAAACACGCUGAGAGCACUCCACUACGAAACACUCCACGUUAUGCAGUGCUUAAACUUCAACCGGAUACUGAUUGUGUGGCACUGUUUCAGUUUGCGCUCUCUCAAGGCAUCUGCGACAUCUCAUUCGUCACGUCGCCAUUUGAAUUUUUCACAGAACCUCGUGACACCUCAUCACCACGUACCUCACGUCCAGAAAAUGCAUCACCGCUCACGACACCGUCUACCUCACAGACAUCUUCAGGUCAACCUGGGGUUUCAUUCGCAACUAACGGCGAUCACACCGAAGCCAGUUCUGACACUAUACCCUGCCUCUCGCUAAAGGACGAUAACCAAACGGCAUCAUCCCACUGUGGAUCCAUGGAUUCGGAAACACCACCUCCAACAUCUAUGGAUCAUUUUAAUACGGUCCUUUCUACAUUAUUUGGAAAAGGAGAACCAGCCAGGGAUGUCAGGAUAAUUAAUGGGCCACCACCAAAGACAACAUCUCCUCCUCCUGAAAUUCCCGGUCCAGGACAGAUCAAAUGCCGUUUAUGCGGUAUCACUGUUAGCUGCAAGAAGAUUGCAAAUCUUGCUGCUCAUGCGCUAAAAAUUCACACACCGGUACCACUAUGGAAAUGUCCAAAGAAUGAAUGUGAAUUCGACCAUGCGGAUUUCACCAGGGUUCGCUCCCAUAUCCGCACCUCUCAUCCAGAGCUCCAAGGUGAAAUUCCGCGUGACAAUAGGAAUGCUACUACCGUACCCGAGGCCCAACGCUACCUCGCACAUUGUUAUCCAUCUAUAGAUUGGACUCAUCAAUACGCUAACAUUUUCCCGACUGUAAAGAAGGACCGACGAGAUCAACCAGUAAACGAAUACAGAGAUCCAGCCGCUGAAUGGUAUACGGUAAUUGAUGAGGCCAAUAUGAACACACCAGUGCAGUGCAGUGCGUGCAAGCUUAUGGUUGCCCUUAAUAAACACAGUAUCGAGGAUCACGUGAAAACAAUGCAUACCGGUGGACGUCCAUAUCAAUGUGGGAUGUGUAAGUACACAAGUGUUGAAGAGUGGAAAGUUCGCGUACAUGCUUCUAUCAAGCAUCCAGAAACUCCGUGUCUACAGAUGCUCACCGUUGCUUCACAUAGCAAACCCUACCUCUACAUUCGUGAACUCUUUCCUGACAUUGCUGCCUUGCUACCUGAAGACGAAGUGGAUGAAAUGCUCUAUGGAUUCCGUCAACUCAAUCCAUCAGUACUCCUCUCUGUACCAACAUCUUUAAAUUCGAACACUGAUACUGCCUCGGAUAAUGCUGCCGAUUCUACCUCAUCGUCCGUUGACCUCAAACCAGUGAAAGACAUGCUACACACCUCGUGUUUUCAGCCUCCUGUUCCGCUCAAAGAAGAAACCCCUAUCCUGCCAGAUCCAUUCCAGACGAUAUUCUUAGAGCUUCUUAACAAUCAGCAUGCACCUCUUCCAAUUAAACCAUCACCUGCCCGCAAGAAUCACAGUUCUUUGUCAGUAGAGCGAUUCGGAAGCAGAGUGGAAUGUGCUAUGUGCAAAGCACCAGUAGAAAGCAAAAGAACGAUGCUUGUCGGGCAUGCCAAAUCACAUUGUCCCCAAAGACAGUGGCAAUGUCCUCAUUGUGAAACAACAGCUGCAUUCCACUCCAAACUCAAGUUACACGUUCAAAACGCGCAUAAAAGUGACGCCGAACCUAUGGAUAUGUAUUCCGCCGAACUCGAAAACAAAUGGUUAGAAUUAUUUCGUCAAUGUUUUCCGCAAUUCGCCCAGCAAUGUUUCGUAGAAGAAUGGAAAUUUCGAUCGAAACAACAACAACACUUACACAGUUCAGCGCCUGAAGACUGGAGCAACAAGGGUGUCGAAGGUGGUGAACAACUACGACGUACAAUACUUAUCGAUCCAGAUGAAUCAAAAAAAGACGAACAAAAAUCAGAAAACCACUCAUCUAGCAAUGGUGUUUGA